AUGCGGCUCUUGUUCAUUUCAUUUGUGUUGCUGUUUUUGCAGCUACAGUGCCACAGAGUUUCCGGUCAAAAAUUUGAAGAAUUGCAGAAAAACAUAUUUUCCACAAUUUGUGAUGAAUUAGUCGACCACGCGGUCGAUGAUCUCACAGUAGCGGACAUUCUAGCUGCCAUUGGAAAACCUACAUCAUCUACCAAGGCUCCAACAACAACAACGAAGAAGCCAACAACAAAGAAGCCAGCAAAGGAGUGUCCGCUAUUGACCUUGGCUGAUAAUCCGGAAAAGGUUGAGAUGUUGGAAAAACUUUUAUUCGUGCUGCUGAAGAUAAAGACAAAGCCCGCAGGCACAACACAAAAACCGACAACAACAAAAAAGCCAACAACAAAGCCAACAACAAAAGCACCUACUCCCAAACCCAAAGAAGAAUCAGAGAAUUUAGCGGCCGUUCUAGCCGUAGUUGGCAAAAGUCUCGUGGAUGCCAUAAACGAUCUGAAGAAUGCAACCUUAUCGGGAAUACAAGAUAUGAAAAACGCGAAUAAUCAACAGAUGCAGCAAUUAAAGGAUAUGGUUUCCGCCACCUUGGAUGAAGUGCGUGAGCAGAGAGAGAAAAAAAACACUCAGGCGAAGUGUAAGCCUGGAUAUGUCGACCAACUUCUGGGCAAUAUGUGCAAUCCGAGAUGUCAUUAUCCAGGCUAUUAUCCUAGUCCUGGAUAUCCUUAUAUGCAAUAUAUAAGACUAACCCCAAACGAUAGUCCCACAGACUUUAAAGAAUUAAAGACUAGCUUGUUUAAGGGUCUAUUAGGUGAAUCCAAACCUUAAAAUCGCUAAGAGGCGUUGCGACCUUCUUCAGACGCACUUCACUUAACUUAAAUUCGAUUCUGCUAAGACUUUUCAAUCAUUUUUCAGAAUCGUAUCCAUUGGUUUAAUUCAAUUCACAUUUAUUUUAUUCCUUAUACGAACGCAGUAACCAACAUGUGAAUAAAUAAAAAAAACUUGCUGCAUA
Scaptodrosophila lebanonensis is the source of this 1000-nucleotide messenger RNA. RefSeq lists its product as uncharacterized. The record is from RefSeq and is a predicted model, not a curated record. Bases 1 to 816 code for a protein of 271 amino acids. Lineage: Eukaryota; Metazoa; Arthropoda; Insecta; Diptera; Drosophilidae. The transcript is spliced from 2 exons.